UGUCACUUCCAAAAGAUAAAUGCCCACUGAUGGCCUCAGCCAAAUAUAAAUGUGCUUGUAACGACAAAGUCCUGGAUCCAUUCAGCUCCAGCUGUCUUAUAGGGUGGACCAGACUUGUUGACAAACACUGUAUCAUGGGAAGCUAUCUGCUGCUUCUGUCCACGUGCCUUCUCGUCCUACAACUUGCAAGAGCCACCGGAAAUGACUCCUCAGAUCAGGAUCCCGGCAUCCGCUUUGUGUUUCCGUUCUACCCUAAAGAGCUAGACAUCCUGAUUGGACAUCUGCAGACUAAGCUGUUUCGAGUGACUCAGUCUUUGGAUUCUUGUGAACAGAUCAAUGCUGGCAAUCACGAGGCUGGAAAUUACGUCAUAGAUAUUAAUGACAAAGGUGACGUCACUGAGCUACCAAGCAGCAGAGCCAAGAAACUGGAGACUAUCACAAAACUGAGGAAAGAGAUAAAAGAAGUGGAGGCCAAACUGGACAUUUGUAGAUUCAAGUUUUGGACAGGGGACAGCAGUGGCGAGGUAGCUAAAUAGGUCACCCAGUACGUGCUACACACUGGCAGGCUGGGAGCUGGCUCAACACCGCAAGCAAGAGAACGUGGACCCUGGAGAAACCUUGACAUCAAGAGGAAAUAAAACAAAAGUAGCCAUAAAACGAA
Biomphalaria glabrata is the source of this 661-nucleotide messenger RNA. RefSeq lists its product as uncharacterized. The record is from RefSeq and is a predicted model, not a curated record. NCBI's taxonomy places the organism in Eukaryota, Metazoa, Mollusca, Gastropoda, Planorbidae. Bases 30 to 536 code for a protein of 168 amino acids. The transcript is spliced from 5 exons.